Tigriopus californicus is the source of this 3117-nucleotide messenger RNA. Its product is annotated as RNA-binding protein 5-like. Gene Ontology annotation, molecular function: RNA binding. Bases 422 to 2998 code for a protein of 858 amino acids. NCBI's taxonomy places the organism in Eukaryota, Metazoa, Arthropoda, Copepoda, Harpacticoida, Harpacticidae. The transcript is spliced from 11 exons. The record is from RefSeq and is a predicted model, not a curated record. Gene Ontology annotation, biological process: mRNA splicing, via spliceosome. Gene Ontology annotation, cellular component: nucleus.
AUGGCCGUCCUGGAUUGGGAACAGCUUAUGCCCUCCUGCAAGCGCAGGGGGACCAAACCACCAAAGCUUAUUUCAGAGUCAGCAUAAGCUCAAUGGAGUAUUCAGUCAUCUUCAUUUAUGAAAUAAAACUAACGCUGUCCCAACCUUCGUCCAUUUUGAAUAUAAUUGAGUUACGGAACGGCAAGCAAUCCGUCAUUUCUCCUGUACGGUCUAAAGCCCUAGAUUCAACACAAAAUCACGCUGAGCUUCACCUGCGUUGUCAUAUCAACUGUUCACAGAGUAGAAACCAUCCAGAAAGAGGGAUUCAGAGACAACGUAACCAACGUCAAAGGACUCUAUCUAGCUCAUCUAGCUCCAUGAUUGUGUCAUUUCACCUGGCACAGAACCAUUGGACACCAUUAGACACGCGAUCGUUUUGAUCAUGGACUUGCUGAUGGCGGCCGAGUCUUACGCUCAAGCCGCAGCCGUGGCUCAAGCCCAGGCAUAUCUAGCUGCUUGGCACGGUCCUCACGUCCGACCCAGCACCACGGGCAUGUUGAGUAGUACCUCCAUUUUAGGGCCCCAAUUUGUUACUGCACCCGGGGGCGUUAUCCCCCCGCCGCCCACUCACAUGUCCAGGGAGACCCGUUCGGUCAAACGUUCAUCCAGUCGAGAUCGAGAUCGCUCGGAACGGGAUCGUUCUCGUGAUCACCGACGUCGACGGGAGCGUUCUCGAGAUCGUUCUCGGGACCGUGACCGAGAUCGGGACCGAAGUCGAAGUCGAAAGGAUCGUUCACGCGAACGCCGAAGAGAGCGAUCUCGCGAACGAGGAGGCCGAUCACCUCGACGAGAUCGUCGAGAUCGUACACCUUCUAGUGAGGAUGAAGGCCGGUAUGCCCCUCCCAACACCACUGUAAUGGUCCGAGGGUUAGCUCAACAUAUUGGAGAGAACGAAAUUCGUGAGGAUAUUGUCCAAUGUAACUUGGUGGCACAGGACAUCCGAGUGAUCCGGAAAAAAGAAACACGUACAUCCCGUGGGUUUGCCUUUGUGGACUUUGACCAACUCCAAGAUGCCAAGAAAUGGAUGGAUGAGAGAAAGGGGGUGCUCAUCUUCGGCGACAACUCCAGGGCCGUCAUGCAGUACAGUGUGCCUAAAUCUGAGAAGGGUCGAGAUGUCCCGCGGAGCGUCGCCGACUGGACUUGUCCUAAGUGCGGCAUCAAGAACUUCCGACGGCGAGAGAUGUGCUUUAAAUGUGGAGUGGCCAAGCCCGACGACGAAGGCGAGGAUGCCGAAGAGAGCUCUUCCACGCCCUCGUGCACUGUCUUGUUAAGGGAUCUAGAUCCGUUGACUAGUGAAGAUAAAGUAUUGACCGUGCUCAACAAGCUGAAUGACCGACCAAUCAAGGCCAUUCGAAUUGGCCGGGAUAACUUGACGAACAUGUCUUUUGGCGUUUGUUACAUCGACAUGAACACGCUCGUGGAUGCCAUCUCUUUACACAAUACCUUGCUUGGACAGCCACCCAUCAUCGAUGACAAGCUCAUUAGCGUCAGUUACCUCCAGACAAAGACCUUGACCCCAACGCAAGCGGCAAACACGGCCUUGGCCGCCGCUCAAUGGAGUCACCAGGGAAAACAGCCUUCCGAAGCGGAAAUUGAAAGCAUGGCAGAGUAUUCAGCCAAUAUGUACGCCAAAGAUCCUACGGAAAAGUUGUAUUAUUUAGAGUAUUACCGGAACUACUUUCGGAAUGUUGGGGAUCAAGGUGCAGUUUCCUCGUCUUCUCCAAGUGUGAGCUCAAGUGUUGCUGUCACUUCGGCCGCCAACCCUCUGCCCAAUUUGGGAGUCAUCAAAGUCAGUGGUGUGGACUACAAAAUAUUUCCUCCUCCAGACACGAGUACUUACGCGUAUGAUGAAGCAUCAGGGUAUUAUUACGAUGCCCAGACCACCUUUUACUACGAUGCCAACACGCGAUACUAUUAUAAUUCCAAAGCCGGGAUCUACGUAUACUGGUCGCCCGAGCAUCAAACCUAUUUGCCGGUUCAACAAAAGGCCGAAAACCCUCAAAAAGAAGAUACGGAACUUCCCGUUGAGGAUGGCAAUAUCAAUACGCCCAAAGAAAAGACUGAGAAAGUCAAAUCCGCCAAGCGAAUCGCCAAGGAUAUGGAGAAAUGGGCCAAGACCCUGAACCAGAAAAAAGACGCUGCCAAGAACUUCUCGCCCGUGGAAGUGGCUCCAGCUGUGAUGAAUACCAAAAGCUCUGCUGCUGUGAGUGCCAGUGGAGCCCAAGAUGUGGCUUUUAAUAUGUUGCGAAGCAACACCUGUGUAGGGGUGGCUUCAUCGUCGCUAUCCUCCUCCUCGUCGUCGACAACUGCCACUGCGGCUUCGAAAAUCUCCAUGCCAACAGGUUUAGGGAGUUUACCCGGAUAUGGAUCUGAGCCCGAAGAUGAACCUGGAGCGAAUCAAAGUGCAUCAAGACCCGCGCCCAACUUCACGGAUUGGGAUGGAUUGGCAUGUUUACUUUGUGAGAGGCAAUUUGCUUCCAAAGAGAAACUUCAGAAACAUAACCUGAAAUCUGACCUUCAUAAGGAGAACUUGGACCGAUUCCACCGCGACAAUGAAAGUGCAACAAGUACUUCCAAAGCUAGUUCAAGUGGUUCUGCCUUCCAAUACCGUGAUCGCGCCAAAGAAAGACGUCAAAAGUACGGCGAGGAUGACCACCCGAAACCCAACAGGCUCAAAGAACAUUAUCUCAGAGCUAUGGAGGAGGUCGAAUCCCAAGCAGUUCCGGAAAAGAAGAUCGAUGACUCGAAUAUUGGGAACCGCAUGCUUCAGAGGAUGGGUUGGAAACAAGGAUUAGGCUUGGGCAAAGCCAAUCAAGGAAGAACCACUAUUGUCGAGGCUGACCGAAGGACUCAUCAAGCAGGAUUGGGAAGCGCCAAAGUGUUACCCAAAAACCCAAAUCAAACUUACAAGGACGCUGUGAAGCGAACAUUAUUUCAAAGAUUCCAAGAUAUGGACUAAAAGCAAUCAUGAUACCUUCGCCAAGCAUUGCGUCAAUAUUGUUUCUCCUGAUGUCUCUUGACUUAUCCUCGAGUAUAUCAAAUUUCGUUUUUACUCGAAUAAAUCCACUUUAAACUUGA